Molecule: messenger RNA, 1537 nt
Organism: Lycium ferocissimum
Lineage: Eukaryota; Viridiplantae; Streptophyta; Magnoliopsida; Solanales; Solanaceae
Product: monooxygenase 1-like
Exons: 6
Coding region: 171-1355 (394 amino acids)
Molecular function (GO): FAD binding
Source: RefSeq, a predicted model, not a curated record
AAUUCAACACUUUCUUGGAAAACAAUACAUUUUCUUUACUAACUCCAAUUAAUGGUCUUACUUAAGAAACCACUUCUAUUUAUAUACUCAUAUAGAUCAAAGCAUUCACUGCCUAUCCAAAAGUCAAUUAAUCAUAAAUAUCAUUGAGUGAGUGAAAAGAGAGAAAAAAGAUGGAGUCAACUGGUUGUGAAGAAAUGCACGAAAUAGUCAUAGUGGGUGGUGGCCUUUGCGGUCUUGCCACAGCUCUUGCUUUGCACAAAAAAGGGGUAAAGUGUGUGGUAUUAGAGAAAUCAGAAACAUUAAGAGCAGCAGGAGCGGCUAUAGGUGUCUUGCCUAAUGGAUGGAGGGCACUUGAUCAGCUUGGUGUUGCUUCUCACCUUAGAACUACUGCUCUUCCUCUUCAAGGGACACGAAUGACAUGGACCGAUAAGGGCAAAGAACAAUACACACCAAACAAGAAUAUUGGGGAGGUUCGGUGUCUGAAAAGGAGCGAUAUAGUUGAAACAUUUGCUGACGCUUUGCCUCCGAAGACUAUAUGUUUUGGAUGUGACAUUGUGUCCAUAGAAAUGGAUCCUCUAACUUCAUUACCGUGUCUUCUACUUUCUAAUGGAAAGCGUAUUCGUGCUCAGAUUUUGAUCGGAUGUGAUGGAUCGAGGUCAAUAGUGGCAAGUUACCUUGGGUUAAAGUCUGCAAAAACAUUUCGAACUUCUGCAAUCCGGGGUUUAACCAGUUAUCCCAAUGGUCACUCGUUUCCUCUAGAAUUUGUCCGCCUCAUAACUGGCAAAACCGCAGUUGGGAGACUACCAAUCACUGAUAAGUUGGUCCACUGGUUUAUUGGUGUUCAACAGGGAACAGAUGCCAAGUUCCCACAAGAUCCAGAACUUAUCAAACAAAGAGCUCUUGAGGCAGCAAGUGGUCAUCCAGCUGAUGUACAAGAAAUGAUAGAAAGAUGUGACCUGGAUUCUCUAUCUUUCACUCACUUGAGAUAUCGCGCACCAUGGGACUUGAUCCUUGGAAAUUUUCGUGAAAAAACAGUAACGGUUGCUGGGGAUGCAAUGCAUGUAAUGGGUCCAUUUAUUGGGCAGGGAGGUUCAGCAGGAAUAGAAGAUGCAGUGGUUCUUGGAAGAAACUUGGCAAAGACAUUAAUGAAUGGAAGUGGAAAAGUUGAAGAGGCACUGGAUCAGUAUGUAAAAGAGAGGAGAAUGAGGGUGGUAAAACUGGCAACACAAUCUUAUCUAACUGCCCUUCUUGUUGAGAAUAGACCAAUGCUGAUAAAAUUUGUUGUCAUAGCUGUUAUGGCAGUUUUCUUCAGAAACCCAAGUGCUCAUACUGGAUAUGAUUGUGGUCUCCUUUGAUAGCAAGUGUUUAGCCUGAAUUUUUAUUUUAUAUUUUUGAUUAUAGAAUCUGCAUUUGUAUCCAUCUUUUGAAAUCAUUUGUCGAUGUACAGAUAGAUAUAUAUGUUGAUUUUUGUAUAUCCUCAUAGUGUAGAAAAUCUUCUGAAAGAUUUGAUCUUUGUUAUCUAUUAUUUUCCAGUCAA